GCGAGUGCACUACGCUGGUAAGCGGACGCCAGCGCUUUCAACUAUCAGAUCUAUUCGAUUAUCAAUGUUAUGCAGUGUCAUGUGUACUAAACUCCAAGUGUUGUAGUGUUUGUUUUCUCUCUUUCUUUCCAAAGAUUCUCUACACAGUGCUUACUCGGUUAUUCCACCGUGUGCUUGCAAAUUAGCACUUGAUAAGUGAUGAUAGAAGUACUGGUGAAGCUAAUCCGAAGAUGAAAAGGAAGAAAAUUAUCGCGUGAAAGCCUGACGAGCCCUUAAAAUUUUACUUGCGGGGAAGCUAUUUUUGUUUGUUUUCGUUCUAUUGUAUCAUCUAGUAAGAGACGUAAAAUUGUCGAGGGUGUCGAUAAAAGAAAAAAAAGGAAUGCAGGAGAUUGUGAUGGGAGUCUGCAGGUGGCGACCGGGUGAGCGGUGAUGAGUUCGUUUGGCGAUCGGCGAGUUGGCCAUGAUGCGCCCGUGAUAGUACUGCCGGGCAGUACCACUAGGCUCACAACACAGCUAUGUCUACUUACUUUUGCCUGCUUUUCUCUUCUCUUCUGAUUUAUUUUGGUGGAUUCGUGAAUUCAUCGCGAAACUUUCGUACAGACUUUCUGCAAGAACUACCAACACCAGGCACGGGUCCGCACUUUGAUGUAGCAAUGAACACGAAUUUCACGGGAUUAGUUGGCAAAACUGUGCAUCUAAUCUGCAAAGUAAAAAAUUUAGGAAACAGAACAGUGUCUUGGGUGAGGCAUCGUGACAUCCACUUGUUGACGGUUGGCCGCUACACGUACACAAGCGACCAACGUUUCGAGGCGUUACACUCACCUCACAGCGAAGAGUGGACGCUGAAAAUACGUUACGCACAACGCAAGGAUUCAGGUAUCUACGAGUGCCAGAUAUCCACGACUCCACCCAUUGGCCAUCCGGUCUAUCUCACAAUAGUCGAGCCAGAAACCCACAUAAUCGGCGCGCCUGAUCUUUUUGUCAAUAAGGGUAGCACCAUCAACCUCACCUGUCUAGUAAAAUACGCACCCGAGCCACCACCAAAGAUGACCUGGAGUCACAAUGCCGAGGAGAUCAACUUCGACUCGCCGCGUGGUGGUAUCAGUCUUGUGACGGAAAAGGGCCCCGAGACGACGAGUCGACUGAUGAUCCAGCGUGCAGUGCCGAACGAUUCUGGCGUCUAUACGUGCCAGCCGAGCAACGCCAAUCCGAGUAGCAUACGGGUGCACGUCGUCAAAGAGGAGCAUCCAGCAGCAAUGCAUCAUGGCGACGGUAGUGCGUCAUUCGUCAGGUCUGCAUCGACGGCCCCGUUAAUGCUAGUAAUAGUCAACGUGAUGUUUGUAUAAAGCCAACCGCAAACUUUCGCCGAUUGUGAUAUGUGUGCGUGUGGGUGUAUGUGAUAUAUAUAUGACGGGCUCUAAUUGUGAGAAUACGAGUACGUACCUGUAUAUGUCGUCGGGUAGUUGUAUGAAUGUGUCUAUCUCUUAUGAAUGCGCGCACGGGUCUGAAUGAAAGCGACUGGCCUAACACUGACCGUUGCUUCUUUUUUCGUAUUGUAUUCAGCACUGGCUCUGUUAUAUUCGUAUAAGGAAUUUAGUAUUUUGUUAUUCGACGAGUAAACAAAGAAAUUUCUUUGUGGGUGUGGCGAAGAUUUUCAGGAUUAGGACAUUUGUAAAUAACAUUCACUGUAUGUACAUAUCAAUAAAACAAUUGUCUUUGAAAUAGUCAAACC
This is a messenger RNA of Phymastichus coffea, 1732 nucleotides long. Its product is annotated as zwei Ig domain protein zig-8-like. Lineage: Eukaryota; Metazoa; Arthropoda; Insecta; Hymenoptera; Eulophidae. The record is from RefSeq and is a predicted model, not a curated record. Gene Ontology annotation, biological process: synapse organization. Gene Ontology annotation, cellular component: neuron projection membrane. The transcript has 6 exons. The coding region runs from base 516 to 1346 and encodes 276 amino acids.